CUAGUUAUGGUGAUAAAGGUGCAUCUAAUUUUACAUUUUUUCCAUUGAAUGAUUGUAAACAACCCGAAGAAAAAGGUGCUCAAACAAAUACAGUCGAAGGAUCUGGUCCACAUCCUACUCGCCAACAACAUUCAUAUUGUCAUCAUGCAUUAUUUCAUCAAGGUUAUUUAUAUGUUGUUGAUUUAGGAACCGAUACAAUAAGUGUAUAUCAUUUUAAUGAUACCAAUGGUGAAGUUAAAUUAAUUAAUAAUCAAAUAAAAACAGAAGCAGGUGCUGGACCUCGUCAUAUUAUUUUUCAUCCAACUAAACCGCUAGCUUUUGUAUGUAAUGAAUUAAAUUCAACAACAAAUGUUUAUCGAGUAGAUUCUUCGUCUGGUGAACUUGAAUAUAUUCAAACAAUAAAAACACGACGACAAGAUGAUGAAAAUGAUUCAAGUAAAGAAAAUUAUCCAGCUGAAUUACAAUUUACACCCGAUGAAAAAUAUCUACUUGUGUCAAAUCGUGGCGAUGAAAAUCUUGUUAUUUUUAAUUUAAAUGAAAAUAAUGAGAAAGAAAUUUUAAGUGUCAAAGAACAUCUUGAUUGUCAUGGUUCAUUUACACGAUAUUUUACAUUUGAUCCAACCGGAAAAUUUCUACUUAUAGCUAAUCAAAAAUCAAAUAAUUUAGUUUGUUUUUCAUAUAAUCGUGAUAAUGGUACAUAUACAUUUAUUUCACAAUUGGAUAAUAUUCAAAGUCCUCAACAUAUGAUUUUUUUAAAUAAAUGA
This is a messenger RNA of Adineta steineri, 764 nucleotides long. NCBI's taxonomy places the organism in Eukaryota, Metazoa, Rotifera, Eurotatoria, Adinetida, Adinetidae. The record is from the annotation of a GenBank genome assembly.